This is a messenger RNA of Belonocnema kinseyi, 699 nucleotides long. RefSeq lists its product as uncharacterized. The transcript has 3 exons. Gene Ontology annotation, molecular function: nucleic acid binding. The record is from RefSeq and is a predicted model, not a curated record. NCBI's taxonomy places the organism in Eukaryota, Metazoa, Arthropoda, Insecta, Hymenoptera, Cynipidae. The coding region runs from base 1 to 699 and encodes 232 amino acids.
AUGGAGAAGGAAAAGAUUCCCAAGAGCGUGGAGGGAAGAAAGGGAGAAAAAGCUGAGAAGGUCGCGAAACUAUACGCGGUUUUCAGAAAUGAAACGCGCGUUCCAUUCGGUGGAUGGAGGGUUGUUGUGGAAGGGAACGGGAGAGAUUGUAAAAACUAUAUCCGAGACGAAACCGAGUUUCGUUGUGGCCGUACGAGCACAGUUGAUGCUGAACGAUCUGGGCGCCCAAAAGAGGUCACUACACCAGAAAAUGUCGAAAAAAUCCAUGAUAUGAUGUUGAAUGAUCCCAAAGUGAAAUUGAGAGAGGUAGCUAAUGCUGUAGGCAUAUCCUUGGAACGUGUGGGCAAUAUCGUGCAUUCAGUUUUGGGCAUGAAGAAGCUCUGCGUGCGAUGGGUGCCGCGGUUGCUCACAGUGGACCAAAAACGAAUUCUUCCACAAGCAAAAUUGCAUGAAAUCGGCUUCGAAUUGGUUCCUCAGCCACCGUAUUCACCAGACCUGACCCCCAGCGACUAUUACUUGUUCCUUAACCUGAAGAGAUGGCUCACGGGUAAGCGUUUUUACUCAAAUGAGGAGCACAUAGCUGAAACUGAGGCGUAUUUUGGAGACCUUCCGAUCGAGUACUUUUCGGACGGUAUCAAAAAGUUAGAAAAUCGUUGGACUCGCUGUAUCGACCUAAAAGGAGAGUAUGUUGAAAAAUAA